AUGAUAAAUUGUAGUCCAGUUUCUUCUCCUAUAGCAACAGGCAUAAAACUUAGCAGAGAAGAUAAUGAGAUGGAUUUUGACACAACUAUAUUCAGAAAAUUGGUUGGCAGUUUGAUGUAUUUGACAGCAACUAGGCCGGAUAUAAUGUAUGGAGUCAGUCUAAUUUCUAGAUUUAUGGACUCACCCAAAAAUUCACAUUGGCAAGCAGGAAAAAGAAUAUUGAGAUAUAUUGCAGGAACCCUGGAUUAUGGAAUAUUGUAUUCCAUCACAAAUGAUUUUCAAUUGAUUGGAUAUACUGACAGUGAUUUUGCAGGAAAUAUAGUUGAUCGAAAGAGUACAUCUGGAUAUGCAUUUCAUCUUGGAACAGGUAUUGUGGCAUGGGCAUCAAAGAAGCAGCCAAUCGUGACAAUUUCAUCAGCAGAAGCGGAGUAUGUGGCAGAAAAUCUCUUGGUUUCUGUUUUUCUUCUGUCUCUGCCCACCUUCAUCACAAUCUUUCAUUUUCCUACAAACAUUAAAAAAUAA
Messenger RNA from Cryptomeria japonica (Japanese cedar), 522 nucleotides. RefSeq names its product secreted RxLR effector protein 161-like. The transcript has 2 exons. Bases 1 to 522 code for a protein of 173 amino acids. The record is from RefSeq and is a predicted model, not a curated record. NCBI's taxonomy places the organism in Eukaryota, Viridiplantae, Streptophyta, Pinopsida, Cupressales, Cupressaceae.